Paramecium primaurelia is the source of this 186-nucleotide messenger RNA. The record is from the annotation of a GenBank genome assembly. Lineage: Eukaryota; Ciliophora; Oligohymenophorea; Peniculida; Parameciidae.
AUGAAAGAAUAAAAGAAUUAGAAAGCCAAUUCUUGGAUUGGAUCAAUGCUAAGAAAAAAGUCCAGCAAUAAGGAUCUAUAAUCACUAUUGAAGCUUACAUUAUAAUUCUUUAAAUUCUUUCCUAAGAGUAAUCUGAUAAUCAGCCGAAACAGAAUAACCAUAGAAAGGAUUGUAAAUUUAGUUUGA